This is a messenger RNA of Daphnia pulex (common water flea), 2398 nucleotides long. RefSeq lists its product as uncharacterized. Lineage: Eukaryota; Metazoa; Arthropoda; Branchiopoda; Diplostraca; Daphniidae. Bases 338 to 1591 code for a protein of 417 amino acids. The record is from RefSeq and is a predicted model, not a curated record. Gene Ontology annotation, cellular component: neuronal cell body; axon; membrane. Gene Ontology annotation, biological process: sensory perception of taste. The transcript is spliced from 5 exons.
UGACAAAACUUGACGUUUUCUCAUUUUCGCUUUUGCAUUUGUACGAAAAAGUCGUACGUGAAGAAGUAAACUGUCAACACCCGAGAGGUUUUGAUGUUCCCUCUUGUUCUUGGUUGACAUUUUCUUGGCGUAUUACUUUUUAAACUUGAGUGAGGUACUCGUUUCAGUGAUGAAUUACUUUGAGUCGUUCCUAAUAGACUCGAUGGUUUAUUGAUAUGUUGUUACCUUGGCAACAUAACAGUACUAUUGCAUUUCGCAAAGAGGAGCUUACAAGCCCAUAUUAAAUGGUCAAGGUCCGUGGGUCAAAGCAGUAAUCCGUAUUAGAGUCGGCCCAGAAAUGGUCAAAAGCAGUAAAAUAAAAGUUGUGGCCGUUUCACCUUCUAACAUUGUGACAAGCGACUACCUAACUAAUGAUUCGACAGUAUUAAAUUUUGAUUGGUCUUUGAAGCCGAUAACGACUUGGCUUCAAAUUUUUGGCAUUCAGCCACCGCUAAUCUCCUCUGUUAACCGAAACAGUUGUUGCAAUCGGUUUGUGGUACUCAUUCCGAUUGCAGUAGUUUUCUAUUUUCUGAAUGUUGGCUGCAAUGGGUUUGCUCUAGGACAAAUUAAAUGGAAUGCCACCAAGAAGAACUAUAGUAGCAGUUCUACCAGGAACUGGAAUUCAAUCAUUAACGAAAUGAAUUUUAGUUUACUGACUUUGGCGACACAUUCCGCUCUUUUAUUCUUCAGCUAUUUCAUGGCUUGGAAGGGUCUGACGGAAGUGCUCCGGCGAUUGGAACAAUGCCACCAAUUUGACAGUGGCCAUUAUAAAAAAUUCCGGAGAAUCUGUACAGUUGGGUCUUGCUUCAUGUUGAUCGAAAUUGCCAUUGAAUUAUUUGAGACACUUUAUGGCCUUUUAUCGUUCGACGCAAAGAUAUUACCAACCUUCCGUGUUAUUUUAUCCGGAUUGAGGAUGGUGUCACUCGUGUUCCCAUUUCUUGGCACUAUCCUGUUCUGUUGUCUGGGAUGGAUGGCUUCGAUCAUGUUACGAAUCAUGGCAGAGGAAAUUGAAUCGUCAAUCAUCAAUCGCCCUGUUAAUAACUCUAGAUUGAAUAAUUGGGUCUUGAUGUCUUUGGAUGGAUGGAGGCGCCGCUAUUUCCUGAUUGUCGAAUUUGUGCAGCAAAUCAACUGCCAUUUCGGUUUUAUUCUUUUGGUCGUCACGGCAUCAGAAUUCGUUCGGAUAACCAACACAUCUUUCCAAUUACUCGUUGAAUUUCUAAAUAACAGUUGGACAUUGUCUAGCAUGUCCACGAUCUUGAUUGCCUUUGACUUUAUUAAAGAGACGGCCUGCUUCUGUAUUUUGCUCUACGUACCUACUAAAAUCCAUGGAGAGGCCAGUGACUUGGUCAAACGGUUGCGGAUGAUGGACUUUGACGAUUACGGUCCCCGAACCCAGAUGAAAUUUCUAGUUGAAGAGAUGACUCAUUCGCUUCCGAGUAUCGCACCGAUGGGGUUAGUUCAAAUAAAUGUCCAACUCAUUCCAACGCUGAUUGGAACGACGUUGACAUAUUUGAUUAUCCUUUGCCAGUUUCACUCGUCAGAGACUGUCUAAUAAAAUUUGAAUACAAAAGGAAGACUACGUGGGAAAAAUUCGAUUAUGAGUGGACUCGUACAGAAGCUUUUGAUAAGAGGAUUUCAUUGCAAGACCGUUCACCGCAAGUAUUUUUUGUUGGUUUUAUGUAUUUCUUUCGGACGUAUACUUGCGAGCGUAUCCGCCACAUAUACUUGGCGUUGCUUGUAUAGGGAAGAUCAUAACCUACUCUAAACACGGCGGCUGCACCGAGUCACGUGAUGAUCGUUAUCAUUAAAAAAAAAUCAAAUCUUUUCUUUCGGCAAUUUGAUGAUUUUUAAAUGUCUCGUUUUCCUACUACUAGAUGGCGUGAAAGAAUCAAGUUGUAAAUCUCACCACUAGAUGGCGAAGCCCCACAUAAACGUCAGAUUUUGUUUGCACCGAGAUUCUCGUUUCGAAAAUACCUCGAGGCCAAAAUGUCUCGAUGUUCAAAGAGUUUUUUUACGGGUAGGAGGAGGGAGGUGGUACGUGAACAGAGGGUGGCAGCUCAACAAGGUUUCCCCUAUCUCUGUUGGUGAGGGGGGGUUUCGGUGUGUCGCUGGCGUCGUCACUACGAGUCGGGACGUUGAUUGGAGUGGACGGUGCGCGCGUCUCGAGAGUCGGCGUCCAAAGAAAAGAAGAAUCAACACACGACGACCAACUCGAAAAACGAAUCAAUCAAAAACCCUAAGAGAUAAUUAAGAGACUUGAUUUCGUUUGUUUUCUCUCAACUGGCCCAGUGCUUUUCAAUUGUGUCAGUUUGUUGUGUGUCUGUGUCGAGUUUUCCGUGUGUCUAAUCAAUUGAAUAAG